AUGAAUCAAUAUUUGACCGAAAGAAGGCUGUGCUGGUGCUAUGGACUGCUUGCAGUCCUACUUGCUGCUACUGUAAUAUGUUUGGGUAUUCCGUACAAUCAUUGGAAAGCUACAUUAGACGUAUGUCCUGGGAGUUGGCUAGAAAAUAAUAACUGUGGAUGUAUUCUGUAUGGUGUUAGCACUUAUCAGUACUUUACUGGAGGACAUAAUUCUUAUUGUUUGUAUGCGGUAUUUGCACCCAUACCGAUAUUGGUGUAUGCUCUAAUUAUGGCCAUUUUCCAUAUGUACAGAGUUUGUAUUAAUAAUAUUGGUGAAUACGAGGGAGAGAAAUCUACUACCAUGGAUGAAAUAGAAGGUGAAACCAUUGUUGUUACAACUCGGUCAAGAGCAGCACAGAACAUAGAUGGAGUAAUAUUCUGUUGGAUACCAACAUCAAGUGUAGCAGCUGUGUUUGCAGUGUAUAAUUUGAUCCACGCUUCUAUUAUUACUGAUGGUUUUUUGAAGACUUGUCAACAAUACAGGGGUUAUCUUGUGCGGGAGGUUCGUGCAUCAGGUGACCAAGCGACCGCAAUACAUUUUAGAUUAUCUUGUCAAGCAAUUUUUGACUUCAUGGAUUACAUUCAAAAGGAUGCACCAAACAGUCGGCGUGGAGACUUUAUUAAUACAGGUAUUUCUAUGGAGAUUGCUAUUAUUACAUCAUGGCUUGCGGUAGUGUUAUGGAUUGCUGUUGCUGUUUAUACAGCUAUCAGAGCAUAUAAAGAGCGAGAUGUUCUGACAUGUUGUGGAAAAUAA
Messenger RNA from Leptosia nina, 792 nucleotides. The record is from the annotation of a GenBank genome assembly. NCBI's taxonomy places the organism in Eukaryota, Metazoa, Arthropoda, Insecta, Lepidoptera, Pieridae.